This is a messenger RNA of Eimeria maxima, 5160 nucleotides long. Its product is annotated as phosphatidylinositol-4-phosphate 5-kinase, putative. The record is from RefSeq and is a predicted model, not a curated record. NCBI's taxonomy places the organism in Eukaryota, Apicomplexa, Conoidasida, Eucoccidiorida, Eimeriidae. Gene Ontology annotation, biological process: phosphatidylinositol metabolic process. The transcript is spliced from 18 exons. Bases 1 to 5160 code for a protein of 1719 amino acids. Gene Ontology annotation, molecular function: phosphatidylinositol kinase activity.
AUGGGGCCCCCUUCUCGGGGGAGCAGUUCUGCUGCUGCUGCAGCUCAUGAUCCAGCAGCAGCAGCAGCUGAUGCUGCUGCUGGAGCUGCUCCAGGGCCUCCCGUCACCGGAGAAGACGGUAUAGACCCGCAGCAACAACAGCAGCAGCCGCAGCUGCUAAAUGAAGAAGAACAGCAGCAGCAGGAGCACCACCAGCAGCAACAGCCACCUCAAGAAGACCAGCAGCAGCAAGAGCAGCAGCAAGAGCAACAGCAGCAAGAGCAACAGCAGCAAGAGCAACGGCAGCAAGAGCAACAGCAGCAAGAGAAACAGCAGCAAGAGAAACAGCAGCAAGAACAACCGCAGCAAGAGCAACCGCAGCAAGAGCAACCGCAGCAAGAUGAUCGCCUGCUAGCUCCUCCUUGCCCCCCAGCGCAAACAGCCUCUUGGGUUGCUCCUCAGGGUGCCACUCAGGUGCCCCCUAGGAGGCCUCUAGGGGUACAGGAGGAAGCAACAGAUGUUUGCCGCUCUAAGGGGGGGCCCCAAUUGCCAUUCUUUAAAAGAAAACCAAAAAAUAAUUCAUUUGGAAGUGUUGUAGGCCGCAAAGAUGUAGCGUCACUCCUAAAAGAACUCCAGGGAGAAGCAGGCCGUGCAUCGCACCUUUUAGAAACAUCGAGCGAGCGCUCUCUCAUCUAUGGUAUUUUAAACCCCAUUGUGCUUCUUGCCUUCUACAAGUUUGUGGAAGAGCAACGUCUUAAGGAGCUGACUUCAAUAAAACCCUCAAAGAACUCAUCCGACAACGAACUUCAAUUGAAGCCGCAAGUGCGUGGAGAACACAUUUAUCUGAUGCAUACACUAGCGGCCUUUGCGUAUUCGAAGAAGUGUUUUUCUCAGGCAAAACGGGUCUUUUUCGAGCGUCGGUUUGUCGGUCCUUGCGCAUUGGUGCUGUCGUACUUCCGGGUAUCUCCUGAGUCUUUAGGGAUACCUCAUUUGCUGCGUAUGGGGGGUUUGGGGGGGAGAGAUGGGUUAGCUGGCCAGCUAGCUAACCAGCUAGCUGGCCAGCUAGCUAACCAGCUGAGUAACCAGGAGGGUUUCGGCUGGAGACGCUUAAGGAGAGGCAGUCAGGCAGACGAAUCAUUUUACGAGAGAUAUCCUAACCCUCGGUGCUGUAAGAAGGGAACUAACUCCUUAAUAAGCAAAAGAAGAGCCUCUAAGCAGCAGCAGAAGCGGCAGCAAAGGCAGCAGGAGGAGGACUCUCCCCGUAUUGGCACCAACAUCUUGCCUGUUGGAACAGGAGCAGCAGCAGGAGGAAGGGAGAGAAGAUAUGCUGCAGUAGAUGAGCAGCAACUUACUUGGGAUGCUGCUGCUGCUGCUCUCUCCUCAGGAAGGGGAGACAGCUGCAGGGCUGCAUGUAUAAAAUUUCUUGCUGCUGCAGCAGACUGUCUCCUCGAGCUGUUGCUGCCUCUCUGGGAAGACUUCAGAGGAUCGGCCCUCCCACAACUGCUACGAGAAGCCCUCCAUCCUCGCUUUAACCCUAAAGCGUCCCUUCUUGAUAAGAUCGUCCGUCUGCAGCAGCAGUCUGCUGCUGCUCUUGCUUCUCUCAAGGCUGGCUCAAACCCAGCAGCAGCAGCAGCUGCUGCUGCUGCAGCUGCUGCUGCUGCUGCAGCAACAGGACCAACGGCAGGAACAGGCGGCGGUGCUGCUGUUCAGUUUGCAGAAAUGCAACAGCAACUGCAGCAGCAACAGCAGUUGCCGGCGCUGCGCCAGCGGAGUGCAUCAGGAGAUUCGCUAGGGAAUGAGUGUGGGGCCCCAAGCCAGUUAUUAUUAAAAGAAGAGUUCAGCUGUACGCGACCUCCUUAUCAAGAGACAGGCAGCCAAAGACUACAGAAAAGGACAGCAUUAAGACUAGGGUUAAUGUCCUUCUUAGAAGAUAGGGGGAAAGAAGACGCCGGUAAUUUGAAGGGGGCAGUAGUAGAGACCGACAGCCCGAGCUAUGCCCUCACUGUUGCAAUGAUGAAAGGAAUGGAGUUCAGCAAUACAAUGAAUGCGGGUUUAGUGGCGCUUGCCCACAGAGAAGAUAAUCAACUUGAUGUCCGUCAUGGCGAGGGUUUACUUGGAUUCUUACUGGAUGAGCCUUUGCUACUUGAAGUUCGCCAUUUUCAAUUUUCCUGUUCUCCCUUGUUGCCUCCUUCAUUUGUUGCUACUUUUGAAGACAUCGCACCAGAUGCAUUUGAAUGCGCAAGAGAAGUUGCAGGCAUCAGUGAUCAGGAGUACCGGAAGAGUUUGUGUUCCACAGACUUCUCCUUCAUUGAGUUUCAAUCGAACAGCAAGAGUGGUCAGUUUUUCUUCUUUUCUCAUGAUGGGAAGUUUUUGAUUAAAACGAUUUCCAAAGCAGAAGUCAAUCAAAUACUGAGGGUUCUUCCGUCUUAUAUCGAUCACAUCUUAAGCACUCCUUUGUCUCUUCUAACUCGCAUAUUUGGCAUACAUCGAGUUGAAUUGUAUAAAACAGAAACUCCAUCAGAGGCCCCCCAACCAGCCCCUGAGGUAGAUGCUGCUCCUCUGGGGGCUUCAAAGCGGCUCUUACAACCCCCAAAGGGGGAAUGGGGGUCCCCUAAAGGGGAAGGGGGGCCUCUAUCAGCACCCCGUGAAUCCCUGUCGCAACAGUUUGAAGACGGGGGGAGGCCGUCGCGUCGCUCAUCCAUAGCAGCAGCAGGAGGAGGACCUUUAUCAACAGGGUCGAGAUGUAUUGGCAGUCCUGCUGUGUCGUUCCGUGGUUCUCGAGGGCCCUCAGAGAACCUUCCUUUUACGUUAUCAAGGCGUGUAUCUUCUGCUGCUGCUUCUGGUGUUGCUUCUGCUGCUUCAGCUCGUAGACGCAGCAGCAACAAACCAACCCUUAGACCACAAAGUGCUCAAACAGAUGUUGCAGGGCUUUUAAUAGCGGGGGGCUCUAUUCUUGAGCGUCACUCUAACUUGGGACUUUCUUGCAUGGGCUCUACAAAGCAAGACAACUUAGAUAUACCGGGGCUUCCUCCUCGAGGAGGCCCCACUACCUUGGGGCCCCCUGCAAACACCCUCCUGCCUAACAGGCGGGCACCCAGCGUAGUUGACAGCAGCACAAGAGACAGGACCAGGGCCCCCUCUAUCCUUAAAGCACCCCCUACAUGCGGAGGAGACUGGGCGGCGCAACGCGACAACGGCACUAGGCCAAGCAUGCUGCUGCCGCAGCAGCAGCAGCAGGAACAGAGUCCUGGGAACACUCAGAGGGGCCGCAAUAUUCCUAAAACGGGACUGUUGCAAAUUCUGACAGAUAAACAUAGACAAAAACAAAACCCCACACAGCAUACGAAACCCCGGGAUGUCAAAACCCAGGAGUCCCAAAGGACGUUGGUGACGGCUGCUUACUUCAUUGCAAUGGGUACUGCAUUUGACCCAUCAUUGGGUUUAAAUGAGGCAUUUGAUAUUAAAGGCAGUACCGUGAGCAGAACUGCCAGAGAAGAAGACACAGUAAAGAAAGAUGUUGACUGGCUACAAAGUGGGCGUAAGCUGCAUUUGCGGGAAGACGAAGCUCGGAUUCUGUUAGCAGCACAUGAGAGGGACUGCCGCUUCCUUGAGCAGCUUGGCGUCUUUGAUUACUCCCUCCUUAUCGGCAUCCAUGAAUGUCGGCAAAAGGAAACCGAGAGGCCCCGCCUGAACACUGAAACACCCAGCCGGGGACCUUUGAGGGAUUACACAAUGAAGGCCCAUCUAUCGAUGGAGGAAUCUCAGAGCGAAGUGACAUUCCUCAGUGCAGACAACGCUCUGCUGCAAGCGAUGGGUUUGCCAGGACAGCAGCAGCAGCAGCAACGGCGGAUCUCGUCGGUAUUUGAACCACCAGAUCCGUGGAAUUCGGGUUUAAAGGUUGAAGUUAAUUCCCCUCCCCGUUCAGCAACAGAUGUAGGAGCAGCAGCAGCAGGAUCUGCUGGUUCCGAAGCAGUACCUUUUCCUUCGACUGCAACGGCAGUAGCAGCUGGAGCAGCUGCAGGAGCAGCGACAUCUGCAGCAAUGUUUCCUGUACACCCUGUGGGGGAGGCAGAGUUGUUUCCUUCCCCUCGAACAGGUUUUGCUGCUGCAGCUGCCACUCCUUCCAAAGAGACUGCAGCAGUGGCAGCAGCAGCAGAACCAGCAGGAGAGGACACUGUCACCGACGCAGAGGACAAUGGCCCUCUUCUUUGUCAGCCAGGAGGACCGGCUGCUGAUGAAGACGCGGAGUCAGCCUGCAGCAAUAGUGUAGCUUUGCAAGAGCAGCAGCAGCAGCAGCAAGAUGUUCUUGCAGGGGAGGCAUGCAUCAAUAGAAGCCCUCGAGCAGCAGAGGCAGCAGGUGCCCUGGGACCUCCCGGUGCUGCUGCAGCUGUUGCUGCCGAUGCUGCAGCAGAAGCUGGUGCAUCAGAUGCUGCCGAGGGGUUUUCGCGGGCUUCUUCUGCUGAAGCCGAGCAGAAGCAGCAGCGGGAAGUAGUGCUUUCCAGCUCGCAGUGCCUCGGCCCGCCUGGCUCUGAGGCAUUAGUGCACCUGCCCAGCAGCAACAACAACAACAACAGCAGCAGCAGCAGCAACAACAACAACAACAACAGCAACCACAGGAACAGCAACAACAGCAGCUGUAGUAGCAGCAAGGGUGGGGGCCCCGUAAGGAUUCGCUUCAGUCCUUCAGAAGCUGCAGAGACGGCUGAGGCACCCAGCAGCAACUUCAGGUGUACAGACACCCGAAGUAGAGGGCAGCGAUUAAGUGAAGACGACAGCGAAAUCGGGAAAACCCUUUACUAUCCAUAUGGCCACACUAUUGCCCUUUCCAGAACCUUCACACAAACAAGCACCCCGUACUUAGGUGCACCUUCGCUGGAGGGAGGGUUUGGAUUGAAGGUGAUGAGUUUUAAUAGAAGAGAGGUUUAUUUCUUUGCCAUUAUUGACUUCCUCUCUCCUUACACCCCAAGACGUUACCUGCACACAGCGUAUAAACGCAUCAAGUCCACCGCCUCGUGUCAAUUCGGGGAGAUAUCUCCCGUGCCUCCUCAUCACUAUGCCUCUCGUCAAGUUGCUUUUGUGCAACGAAAUGUAAUUUUGUCUCAGCCGCAAAAGGCAGCAUCUGCAUCUAGGGAGGGUUUUGCAGCAGAUAAGCAGCAAAUGUUGGAGCCCCCUAAACCCUAA